Ostrinia nubilalis (European corn borer) is the source of this 11523-nucleotide messenger RNA. Its product is annotated as fibrillin-2-like. Gene Ontology annotation, molecular function: calcium ion binding. The transcript is spliced from 54 exons. The coding region runs from base 149 to 9319 and encodes 3056 amino acids. The record is from RefSeq and is a predicted model, not a curated record. Lineage: Eukaryota; Metazoa; Arthropoda; Insecta; Lepidoptera; Crambidae.
GCCUGUCAGCUCAGUCGAGAGCGCGCCGCCGAGACGAGCGCCCGGUGCAGGCGCGAACGUGUGUGACCCCAGCCCCAGCCUAGCCCCAGCCCAGCCCCAGCCCCACCAGCCCCACUAGCGGCCAGCCCCCCGGCUUGGAAACUGUGGCAUGGGUGAUGGUGCCAAGAUGACAAUGCAGUGGUUCCUGCCAGCGCUGCUGGUGCUGAGCGCGCUGUGCUCGCUGGCGACCGCUGAGCCGCGCUACCCCCAGCAGAGCACGCACCGGCCGCGCCACUGGCAGCGCGGCGCCCGCACGCUGGAUGAGCGAACACCCAGCCAGUUUGUCGGGCCACACGUCUGCCGGAGUCGCAACAGCACGCAUUGCUGUCCAGGAUGGACUUCCAGGCCAAAUUCGCUUCUUUGUGUUGUCCCCAUCUGCCGGCCGGACUGCGGGCCCGGGCCGGGCUCGUGCGUGGCGCCCAACAUGUGCCGCUGCCCGGGCGGCGUGGAGGCGCCCUCUUGCGCCAACGGGGGACUCUAUCCUUACCCACCGCGCACGCGCGGCGGCUGCCGGCGCAUCUGCAUGAACGGCGGGACGUGCACCAACGGCACCUGCGCCUGCGCGCCCGGCUGGAGCGGCGAGUUCUGUACCGACCCAAUUUGCCGCGAGCCAUGCCUGCAUGGAGGGCGCUGUAUCGCGCCCGACCGCUGCGUCUGCUUCCACGGCCUGUCUGGGACACGUUGUGAGAUCGAUAGAAGGACUGGGCCCUGCUACACCGACACUCGCGGAGCCUUAUGCACUGGAGCGCUAGAAGGAGUGGUGUGCACCAAACAGCUGUGCUGCGCCACCGUGGGCGUAGCUUGGGGGCACCCUUGUGAGCGCUGCGGGGACCUCGACUGCCCCACUGGACAUCUAAGGAAUCUUGCUACUAAGGAGUGCCAGGACAUCGACGAGUGCGCAGCGGUCCCAGGGCUAUGCAGCGGCGGCAAGUGCGUGAACAGUAUCGGUUCGUUUUCGUGCGAGUGCCCGCCCGGCCAGCGCCGCCACCGCGUCACCAACAACUGCGAGGACAUCGACGAGUGCGAGGACCCUGACAUCUGCCCCAACGGCAAAUGCGUGAAUACUGAAGGCGACUACUACUGUCUUUGCAAUCCUCACUUCAUUCCUAGUCCAGACAAGAAGUUUUGUAUCGAUGGCCGUGUGAGCAGUUGCUUCGCGUACUUGGGCGAGACGGGAGAAUGUGCCGAAAGGCUGCCAGUCCAGCUGUCGAAUCGCGACUGCUGUUGUGGUUUCAACAUGGGUCGAGCUUGGGGUGAUCUUUGUACACCUUGCCCUCCCAGAGGAGCUGUGGAAUGGAUCCAUCUCUGUGGCGGCGGCGGCGUGCCUCCCUACUGGCACCGCAACACGACCGGCGGCGGCGGCGGCGGCGGCGGCGGCGGGCUCGGGCCGGACGACGACUUCGAGGCCAAGUCUAUCGCCGUCUACCCCAAGAUCAACGAGUGUAUGCUGAGGAGCGGAAUUUGCGGCCUGGGAGAGUGUGUUGAUAAGGAUGUUGGAUAUUCAUGUAACUGCUGGGAUGGCGCGGAAGAGACAGUACAGGAUGGCAACCCGAUCUGUAUUGAUAUCGACGAGUGCGCGCUCGGCUACUGCAAGGGAGGCACUUGUAUCAAUAACCCCGGCUCCUUUGAAUGCAGAUGUCCACCAGGCUUCGACCCUGUAGACAACAACAGACGGUGCAGUGACCAAAACGAAUGUGAAAUGACGAACGGAGCCAUGUGCACCAAUGGCAUAUGCAGAAGCAUUGGACCUGGCACCUACGAAUGUGUUUGCAACGCCGGCUACGAGUCGACGGAGACCGGCAACGCGUGCCGCGACGUGGACGAGUGCCGCGACACGCCCAACGUGUGCCGCCGCGGCCGCUGCCGCAACACGCCCGGCAGCUACGACUGCCAGUGCGACGCCGGCUUCCAGUUCGUGCUGGGCGGCUACUGCAGCGACAUCGACGAGUGCAGCGACAAGUCCGUGUGCCAGGGCGGGCGCUGCGUGAACCUAGAAGGCUCGUUCCAGUGCGUGUGCGAGGCAGGCUACCGGCCGACAGCUGGGCGCGGCGCCUGCACCGACGUGGACGAGUGCGCCGAGCAGCGCGUGUGCCGCAACGGCCACUGCCAUAAUACCGCCGGGUCGUUCCGAUGCGAGUGCCUGCCUGGGUUCACGCUUAGUGCUGAUGGGAGGACUUGCUUAGAUGAAGUCCAAGAUUUGUGUUACGAGAAAUAUGAAGAAGGCCAAUGCUCUGGUCCUGGUUCCAGUCCUGUAACCAGGUCGCAGUGUUGUUGUAGUGCAAGUAAAGGAUUAAGAUUGGGUUGGGGCGUAUCCUGCAAACCAUGCCCGAAGAAUGGUACCAAGGACUACGAGGUCCUCUGCCCCUCGGGUGCCAGCAAAGACAACAGCGGAGCGGACAUUAACGAGUGCACAGUGAUCCCAGGCAUCUGCCAGCACGGGACCUGUGAAAACCUGGAACCGGGAUACAGAUGUAUUUGUGACCCUGGCUUCCAUCCUGAUGUGGAUAGCAUCUGUCGGGACAUUGACGAGUGCGAUAUGCAUCAAUCAUAUUGCACAGGCGGGCAGUGCCGCAACACGCCAGGCAGCUUCACGUGCGUGUGCCCGCCCGGCACGCGCUACGAGCCCGACGAGCAGCUGUGCCGCGACAUCGACGAGUGCGAGGGUGAGCUCACUUUCCUCGUCUCCGACUAUGAGCGCGGGGACAUCCCCCCCGCCUUCCCCGUCACAGAGCUGAACAACCCGUGCGACAACGGGCGCUGCAUCAACACCCACGGCAGCUACGAGUGCGAGUGCGAACAUGGCUUCGUGUUGGACGCCACCGGGCAACAUUGUUUGGAUAAUAGACGUGGUUCUUGCUGGCGUCGAGUGGUAGACGGGCAAUGUGAAGCCGCAGCGCCGCGCCCGCUUCUCCGGCAAGAGUGCUGCUGCAGCGUCGGCCUGGCCUGGGGCUCCCCCUGCGAGCCCUGCGACCUAGACCACUGCCCUUGCCCCAAAGGAUUUGCCAAGCUUGAUGGCUCCACAUGCCGUGACGUAGAUGAGUGUACCCUGGAUCCAGACCUAUGUGUGGGCGGGAGGUGCGUCAACACUGAUGGCUCAUACCGGUGCGAGUGUCCACCUGGCCUCACGCUUGACCCUAGCGGUAACAGAUGUGUGGACACUCGCCACGAGAUUUGCUACACAGAGUAUAUGGGAGGACGAUGCACAGGCCCGUUGCAGGCGGUCCUCAAAGCUGUGUGCUGUUGCUCUGCGCUUGGUAAAGCUUGGGGAGACUCGCGGUGCGAGCCUUGCCCGAAGAAAGGUACUGAUGCAUUCCGGAACUUGUGUAUGGUGAGCGACGUGACUGGCCCAACCGGAGUGUGGGACAGACCAUUCGAGGGCGGCGGCAACAUGACCGGCAUCUGGAGCCACACCGGCGACGGGCACGGCGGCGGCGGGCCCGGUGGCGGUCCCGGUAUGUGGCCGGACGGCGGGUGGCCGCCGGGUGGUUCUGAUGGAGACACCAGCUUCAUUGGCAAGGAGAUGGACGUCAACGAGUGCUCUGCUUUCCCUGGACUGUGUGGUCAUGGAAGAUGCAAGAAUAUGAUGGGCACUUUCGUGUGCGAAUGUUUCCCAGGAUAUGAACCGGAUUCCAAGAACCACACAUGUGUAGAUGUAAACGAGUGUGAGAUAGUGUCGAAUGUGUGCGGCGCUGGUGAGUGCCGCAACAAUGAAGGCAGCUUCAGCUGUCACUGCCACCCUGGCCACAGAGCUGAUGAGAUCUCCAAGGUUUGCGUGGAUAUCGACGAGUGCUUCGAAGACCGAUCGCUAUGCCGCGGCGGCCGCUGCGUCAACACCCCAGGGUCUUUCCGCUGCGAAUGCGCUCCUGGGAUGGAACUUUCACCUGACCGACUCUCUUGCAAGGAUAUCGACGAGUGUUCUAUUACUUCUGGAAUUUGCAGCAACGGAGCGUGUGAGAAUCUCAUGGGAACGUACCAGUGUGUUUGUGACGAAGGCUACGCGCAACUGUCAGUCAAGUCUCACUGUGAAGAUAUAGACGAGUGCUCGGAAGACCCCACUCGGUGUCAACACGAGUGUGUGAACACGCCUGGAUCUUACCACUGCGCUUGUAGGGAGGGCUGGCAACUGCGCGCUGACGGUCGCACGUGCCGCGACGUGGACGAGUGCGCGGGCGGCGCGCGGCCGUGCGGCGGCGGCGAGUGCCGCAACACGCCCGGCUCCUACGCCUGCACCUGCGCCGACGGGCUGCUGCCGGCGCCUGACAACGCGCCGCCCACCUGCAUCGACAUCGACGAGUGCUCCGACGUGCCAGAUCUUUGCGGAGCGGGCGAGUGCCGCAACACGAUCGGCAGCUUCGUGUGCCGCUGCCCCGACGGGUACAGCGUGAAGCCCGAGCAGGGCCCCGCCUGCACCGACGACGACGAGUGCGAGCUCGGCACCUGCGACUGCCACCCCGCCGCCGACUGCAUCAACCUGCCCGGCUCCUUCCAAUGCCGCUGCCGCGACGGCUGGCGCGGUGAUGGAACCGAAUGUGAGGACGUCGACGAGUGUGUGACCAACAACGGAGGCUGUCACCCUCGGGCUACCUGCCGUAAUACUGACGGCUCCUUCGUCUGCCUCUGCGACACUGGCUACAAAGGAGAUGGAUACUCGUGCGUGGACAUCGACGAGUGCGCCAACGACCCGACGCUGUGCGAGAACGGGCACUGCACCAACACGCCCGGCGGCUACUACUGCGACUGCGACGUCGGCUUCACCAAGACGCCCGACGAGAGAGCCUGUCUUGACAUGGACGAGUGCGCGACUUUCGACAACGUUUGCGUGUUCGGCCGCUGCGUGAACACGUACGGCAUGUUCAAGUGCAUCUGCGACAAAGGCUACCAGUCUGAUAACGUCGACGAAUUGAUGCUGGGCUUCAACUGCACGGACGUGGACGAGUGCAAGUCGCCGCAGUCGUGCCAGUACGGCGAGUGCGUCAACACGCAGGGCUCGUACGUCUGCCGCUGCCCGCCCAACUACGAGCUCGUCUCCGACGGCACUGCCUGCUUUGACUCGCGCAAGGCGCGCUGCUACGGCGAGGUGCAGGUGCGCGCGGGCGCCGAGCACUGCCACGACAGCGACGAGCUGUCCGAGGACGGCACCAUGGCCGCCUGCUGCUGCUCCGUCGGUGUCGCAUGGGGCAAUUACUGCGACCUCUGCCCAGAGCCGGGAACUGAAGCGUACAGACAACUUUGUCCUGGAGGCCCUGGCUACCAACCUGUGCUUGAACCGCCGUCAUACGUGGUAACCCUGGCCGACAUCGACGAGUGCGAGCAGCACCCAGCGCUGUGCGAGCACGGCACGUGCACGAACACGUUCGGCUCGUUCGUGUGCACGUGCGGCGACGGCUGGCAGCUGACCGACGACGAGCGCAAGUGCGUCGACGUCGACGAGUGCGCCGUGCCCGGGGUCUGCGGCCCGGGCAUCUGCCGGAAUCUACCCGGGUCUUAUGUCUGCCUGUGCCCGGAGGGAUAUGUGCCCAUGCCUAAUAACAAGGAGUGCGUCGACGUCCGCCAACGGCAAUGCUACUUAGAAUGGGACGCGGACAACAACGAGUGCUCGAACGCGGCCGGCGCGGCGCAGACGCGGCGCGUGUGCUGCUGCUCCGUGGGCCGCGCGUGGGGCGCGCCGUGCGAGCGCUGUCCCGCGCCCAGCGAGCCCGCCUACGCCGCGCUGUGCGGCGCGCGGCCCGGCCUCUACCGCAACCCCGUCACCAACGAGACCAAGCCCAUCAACGAGUGCGACAUCAUGCCGCAGCUGUGCAAGCCUGGUACCUGCCACGAUACUCCCACCGGGUUCACUUGUGGCUGCGACCAUGGCUACGAGCACGACAACACGUCGCACUUGUGCCGCGACGUGGACGAGUGCGCGUUAGGCCGCGCGCGCUGCCGCGGACUGGCUCAGUGCGCCAACGUGCCGGGCUCGUACGAGUGCCGCUGCCCGCCCGGCUACCGCCUCACGCCCAGCCUCGACGAGUGCGAGGACGUCGACGAGUGCGACGACGAGCGCCUGUGCGAGCACGGCGACUGCAAGAACACGCUCGGCUCAUACAGAUGCGACUGCCAGCCCGGCUACACGCUGCGCGACAACGCGUGUCGAGACGUGGACGAGUGCGCGCGGCCGCGGCCCAUGUGCCGCAAUGGCACAUGUGAAAACCUGCCCGGCUCCUACGCCUGUCACUGCGACGAGGGCUUCAAGCCCGGCCCUAACAACGACUGCAUUGACAUCAACGAGUGCCGCGAAGGAGGCAUGGUGUGUCGCAACGGCCGCUGCCGCAACACAGUCGGCUCGUUCCGCUGCGAGUGCGCGCCCGGCUACGCGCUCACGGGCGACGGCCGCAACUGCCGCGACGUGGACGAGUGCUCCGAGGAGCCGCACCCCUGCGGCCGCGAGGGCUCGCCGUCCUGCACCAACACUAACGGAGGAUAUGAAUGCUCGUGUGGAGAGGGCUGGCGUCUCGUGGGAAGACGCUGCGUGGACAGAGAUGAGUGCAAAGAGGUGCCGUAUGCCUGCGCCGGUGGCGAGUGCAGAAACUUUAACGGAGGAUACGUGUGCGACUGCCCCGUGGGCUGGCGCUUUGACAAAGCAGCUGCUCUGUGCGUAGAUGAACGCACUGAGAUGUGUUUCGACGAGUGGAGCGGCGGCCGCUGCCACCGCGCGCGCCCGCUGCGCCUCUCGCGACCCGAGUGCUGCUGCUCGGAGGGUGCUGCUUGGGGUACUUAUUGUGAGCGCUGUCCUGCACCGGAAUCUCCGGAAUUCCUGCGCAUCUGCCAAGGCGGCAUGGGACGUCCUAAUAUGACACAGGACCUGGAUGAAUGCAAAGUGCGUCCCGACGUGUGCCGCGGUGGUCGCUGCGUGAACACUGACGGCUCGUUCCGCUGCGAGUGCGCCGACGGCUACAUUCUCGACGCGGCCGCGCUGACUUGCGUUGACGCGGACGAGUGCGCGCUCGACCCGCGCAUCUGUGGCAACGGGACCUGCACCAACACUGAUGGAGGGUACCAGUGCACUUGCAACCUUGGCUUCACGGAGGGACCUGAACACACAUGCGUGGACAUCGACGAGUGCGCAGAAGGCCGGGCCUCUUGUUCGUUCCGCUGCCACAACACGCUGGGCUCGUUCCGCUGCACGUGCCCGUACGGGUACACGGUGGCGGCCGACGGCGUGCACUGCCGCGACAUCGACGAGUGCGCCGCGCCCGACCCGCCCUGCCCGCACGCGUGCGAGAAUAUCGUCGGCUCGUACGUCUGCAAGUGUCCUGAAGGCUAUCGGCGAACAUCAGCGCUACACGACGCGCCCGACGCGUGCGAGGACAUCGACGAGUGCGCCGAGCGGCCGGAGCGCUGCUCGCCCGGCGUGUGCAUCAACACCGACGGCGGCUUCGCCUGCGACUGCGACGCCGGCUUCGAGCCCAGCGAUGAUGGGACGGCUUGCAUCGAUCAUCGAACGGGAAUGUGCCACCGCUCGCUGGUCUCCGGCCGUUGCACCCCAGAGCCGUGGCCCAGGAGGAUCGAGUCCUCUACGCCAGCACUACCUGCACACGUCACUAAGGCUCAAUGUUGCUGUACUGUCGGCGCGGCCUGGGGUCCUGAAUGCGAGCUGUGUCCCGCUCACGGAACUGCCGAGAGAGCUGAACUCUGCACGGUCACCAAUCUCGGCGGAGGCGGCGGCGGCGGUGGCACCGGCGGCGGCGGCGGCGGUUUCGGCGGCGGCUUCGGCGGCGGCAGCGACCACAAAAUCGGAGGCGGACACGGCGGAGGAGUCAUCGGAGGGGACGGCAGGUUCCCGGACAUAUUCGGAGACGUCGACGAGUGUGCGGCCAUGCCUGGACUCUGCGCUCCGGGCAGAUGUGUGAACACGAUUGGCAGUUUCCGCUGCGUAUGCGGCCGUGGCUACAAAUCAGCGGGCGACGUGUGCGUGGACGUGGACGAGUGCGCUGUGCGUCCCAAGCCGUGCGCACAGGUGUGCCGCAACACCGAGGGCUCGUACGAGUGCGCCUGCCGCGCCGGCUACGAGCUCGACGACGACGCCGACUGCAAAGACGUGGACGAGUGUGCGCGCGGAACGCAUACUUGUCAACAGACCUGUACUAAUACGGAUGGGUCUUAUGAAUGCUCCUGUCAAGAGGGAUAUGAGAAACGUGGAGAUGCUUGCGUAGAUGUGAACGAAUGCCACGAGGAGGGCAUCUGCCCGGCGCCGGGCAAGUGCGUGAACCUGCUGGGCUCGUACCGCUGCGUGUGCCCGCGCGGCUUCCGCCUGGACCUGGCCGGCGCGCGCUGCCUCGACCGCGACGAGUGCGAGGACGGCCGCUGCCAGUCGCCCUGCCGCAACUACGCCGGCGGCUACCGCUGCGAGUGCCCGGCCGGCUCCGUGCGCGGCGCGAGCGGCGCAUGCGUGCCUGUGGACGCGUGCGCGGCGGGCCCGUGCGGCGCUUCGCCGUGCUUCCCGGUGGCGGGCGCCUACCGCUGCGGCUGCCCCGCCGGCUACGGCUGGGACGCGGCGCACGGCGUGUGCCUGCAGUUGGCUGGCGGCUGUGCUACAGCUAGCUGCUUAUUCGGCUGCCAGUCUCUCGGCGACUCGUUCGAGUGCGGCUGCCCCACCGGCUACAGACUGGUCGGAGCUGGUCACUGCCUCACGGCGCUCGACGCAGCAUUACCUCCCGAUGACAUAGGAGACGCGCCCGUCUUCCCGCUCGGCAACCAGUACAAGGUUGGAGGGACGGGAAGCGACUUGGUAUCUAACGAGGGCUGCUUCAGCUGUAAGAUAAAUGGACGUAGACGAAGAGCACCCGAGGAAGCAUUAGUAUUCGCCAACGGCACCACAGUCGUAAGGAAACGCAGGAGACGUAGCAGACGGCGCCGCUCGCUGCUGGAGCCCGAAGCAGAGCUGAUCGUGAUCGCUGCGACGGCGCGCCAGACGUGGGGCCGCGCGCCGCUGCUGCGCCUCGUGCCCGCUGAGGGCAGCGCGCGCGCGCACUACCGCAUCGCGUAUGGGGACGACGACAAGGACUUCAUCCUCAACAAGCGUGAUGGCGCGUGGGCAUUACGAAUGCGCCGGCACCUCAAGUCAAACACAGAGUUAGAACGACAGCUGGAAUUAGAAGCCCGCUUCGUCUACCCGCAGUCGAGGCCGCGUUCUCGUCGCGCCGCCCUCUCCCCGCUCGCUUCCUCCACCCCUCUCGCGCCCGCGCCGUUACGCCUCUACGUCACUGUCCGAGUUGCGCCCGCGCCUUCGAAACGCUGAUACGGUAUCUGUACGGCUAGCACGAAAAACUUUCGAGUUCAAAUCGUUUGCAUACUCGAAUCGCCAUCAAAAGAUUUAGUAAGAAAACUACAACAGCGCCCUUGUGAACGUGUCGUAAAGUGAACUUGGUAUGAGAUGUGGUUGCACGAAACUUAUUUUGAGAAUCAAAAUUGUCACGUUAUCGUUUAAUUCAAAGAUUGAGUAUCGAAUUUUAUCGAAUACGCAAACGAUUCGAAGACGAAAGUUGUUCAUGCUAGAGGUACUGGUAUACGAAACUAGACUUGUUUUGUGAAGCUGUGUAAGAAUGAAAACGUUGAUGUUUCUUGAGUGGAUUUUUUUGGAUGAAGGUAUUUUUACGUUGCUUCGUGACGUGUGAGGAGUAUACGAUAUUUUUGUGGAAUCACUGUAAUCUACGCAUUCCACGUAGCAAUGUAAAUAUACCUUUUCAUCUUUCGUAAUUAGAAAAAGAUUUGUAGAGUGUUUUAUUCAUGUAUUAUUUUUGGAUUUUGUGGAGAUAUGUAAAUUGAGUUUCCAAGAAGAAAUAAGUAUAGCUAUGUAACUGUUAAUAAAAUUACAUCCAUAAUGAACGGAAUGAAAUUAAAAAGCGUCUUAAAACGUCUUAGUAAUUUCAGAGAAUACCGUUUCUCGAGUUUGUUAAUUAUGUUCUCUAAAUAUUGUUUUUUUUUACGUUUCCUAAUUAUUACUCCUCUAUGUUGGUUUUGCGCUGUUCAUGUGAAAAACACAUUCUGCUAUUAAACCAUCAAAUGAUAUUUUCACAAAUGAAUUGUUCCUGGAACUUCCUGAAAUGGUUAUGAAAAUAGCUUCGUAAGUAUUCAAAACGAAACGCUCUACACUUCUCUUGGUAAUUUGAUAUAUUUUUCAAUUAUAGAGAUGCACUUGUGAAGUCGAUAAAAUUAUCGAUAUGAAAAAAAAAAUUGUUUCAGAGUGUAAUAAUAUCUUGCUUUUUGCUGACAUAACUAUUUUAACAAAAAUAUUACUGUCGUUACUAAUAUUAGUUGGCGUCGCAAAAAGCAGGAUGUUGAUUUAUGUUGUGUAAAUAAUAUUAUAAUGAUUGGAGUGGUAAUAAAAUGAUUGAGUGUUAUGUAAUCACUGCCAUGUAUCCAGUCACUGAGCGACAACAUACUGCCAUAGUGUUGUGCUAAGUCACGCGCACUCAUAUCGGUAGAUUAACUGAACAAAAUGUCAGUUAACAGGAAUUUUAUGUAAGUUUCUUAUAUUUGACGAUAAGGCUAGUCACACUACGUAUGAAAAGAAAGUGUCACUGGAACGAUUGACUGGUUUUUGUCGCCUUUGAAUAUUUUUGGCCAACGGAUAACGCUAUGUGAGUCUAUCUAAACUAAUUUAGUGUAUCUUCUUCUCUUAUCACAAUAACUUUCACUACAAAGCUAAACCUACGUUAAAAUAUAGCAAUACCUACCCCAGUUAAAACAUCAUUAAUUUUCGAUAAACAACUUUAAAAAGUCCAGUUCAACUUUUCAUUAAAUGGUGAAUAAUAAAGUUUUAAGUCAGUUUAGUUUAGAGACUGGCACAAUGGAGUUGUGUCAAUUCACGACUAAAUGUUAAAGUUGGUUAAUCGAAUCACUAAGCGGGCCGCGUCGGCGCAAAAUAUUCAAGGCAUGUUCCUCCGAGUCAUGCAGUCCGGCCGCCUGGGGCGAUCUCGUCGGCAGUAUUAAAUUGUGUGAGGUUUGAAUGCAUAAUAAUUAUGUACUAGUUAUUGACGAGAGAGCGUCGAAUAUCGUCCAACCAAAUAGAUGUAUUUAAAUAUCGAAUGUAAUACGAGUACGAUACGAUUAUCGAUAUUUUUUAUGUUUAACGUUUCGCAUCACCAUUUGCCAUUGAAAGCCAGUGUAUAGGUGUUCGUUUAACAUAAGUAACAAAUACGUAGAUUUAUUAAGAGCCUAUUUAUUUUUAUUCUCAUUCUAAGUCUAAGGUAGCGAUAAAAUCUGCGUACAUUCGAAGAUUUAUUUUAUAUUUGCAUAAGCUGAAUUUAAUAUUAUAUUUUGGCUCGUAGAAAGUACAAAAGUGAAUGCAAUAGAGCUGUUUAAUUUUGUAAAUAUGUGUAUACAAAAAUAAAAAUUAAUAUAAAAUGUUAGUACAUUUAGGCUUAAUUAAUACCUUACAGAAUAAAGAUAAUGUAUGUUGGUGGAUGAAAAUAAAAUUAAUAAAUUUUUAAUUCAAAUAAA